AUGAAUUUGAUUCUUUUGUAUCUGAUUAAGACCAGUCUGAAAAAGUUGAAAAUCUUAGAAGUAAUACAUACACAAACUAUAUUAUAAAGAACUAUUUUUUGGGAUAAAUAGAAGGUAAAUUAGAGUAUUUUUAAUAGCAAUAAACUUGUAAAGACUCAGAAGAGUAUCAAAGGUGA
Molecule: messenger RNA, 176 nt
Organism: Paramecium primaurelia
Lineage: Eukaryota; Ciliophora; Oligohymenophorea; Peniculida; Parameciidae
Source: the annotation of a GenBank genome assembly